AAACUGUGAUAUUCAUAGCAUUAAAUUUGUUGGAAGCUUACGUUGUAACCACACAUUCGAAGAGACAGUUUGUGAAGUCGAGUGUCCAACGGGGAUGAAGUUCAAGGAUCCGCAUCCACUUUUUUACCGAUGCAACCUUGAAGGGGUCUGGUUUCCAUCAGAGGCGCCAAUUUGUAUUGAUGAGUUGGAACAGCAAGUACAACAAGAAACAGGUGGAAAUAACGAUUAUUUUGGCAUUCUUAACGGAUUAGAUAAUAACUUACAUGAACGUGAAGAACCUAUUGAAGUCAUUUUUGACCAAAUGGGUAAUUUGGGAAAUACUCAACAAGAACUCGAAUCCCAACUCCCUCAUCACGAAAUUAACUCCUUGACCAACGAAAACCAACCUAACUACGUAAUUCCCGGACAGGAACAACCACCAAAUCAAUUGUUUGGGAUCGAGUUUGACCGACACAACCAAGAUAUUGGAAACUUUUGGAAUCCAUUUGAGCAGCAAACUCCUCAACAAGAGACUGAAGGUUCAGAUCAUAAGCAACAACAGAUUGAAGAAGUGACUUUGGUUUCUAGUGGAACGUGCGCCGCCUGGGGAGAUGUGCAUUUUCGGACAUUUGACGGCCGAUUGUAUGAUUUUCCUGGAAGCUGCAGCUAUGUUCUCGCCGCAGACUGUGUGGACAGCACUUUCUCCAUCAUUCUGUACCACGAUCCUGGCUGUUCGGAAGAUCUCCGUAACUGCAGGAGAAGUAUAGGGUUGGAUAUUGGGGAUAAAAAAUAUGUCGUUGCUCCAACAACUGCUGGUUUCGUGGUGACCAGGAACGGUGAACAACUUUCGGUGCCGUCAACCUCAGAUGGAUUGAUAUUUCAGAAAGUAGCACAAUACGUUCUCAUCCGGGGAUCUCUUGGAUUUACUCUCUGGUUGGAUGACCAGAAUAUCGUAUUGAUUGAAAUCACGAAAUCAUUGAUUCAAAAAACUUGUGGUCUUUGUGGCCGUUACGAUGACGUCAUCAAUAAUGAUCUUGAAAUGACUGAUGGGACAAUUGCCAGGGAUCCGGUUACAUUUGGAAAUAGUUGGAAAGUACCAAUUGAUACUGAAGGACAAGAAUGUGAUGACCCAGUGGCCGAGAGAAAGUCCUGUCAUUAUAACACUGUUAGCAGCAGAGAACAAUCUGAACGAGCCACGGAAAAAUGUUUCUCCAUUUUUGACAAACGAUUUGAUACUUGCCACAAGCUGGUGGAUUCUCAGUUGUACUAUGAAGCCUGUCAGGAGGAUUGCUGUUCCCAGUCUAACAGCCAGAACUGUGAAUGUACUAGCAUGGCUGAAUAUUUCAGAGAAUGUUUCCGGCUAGGUGGCGUGAUAAAUGAAGCCUGGCGGACAAGCAACAGUUGUCCUAUUCUAUGUGAGAAUGGAAAAGAGUACCAACAAUGUGGUUCGGCAUGUGAACGAACCUGUCAAAAUCCUGAACCCCCUUGCUCCCAAGAUUGGUGUGUCGAUGGCUGUCACUGCCCAAGAGGGAAAGUACUUAAUAAAGGACGAUGCAUUUCUCAAGAAGAAUGUCCUUGUGAUCACCAGGGUAGAGAAUAUGCUAGUGGAGAAGAGAUGCAACAGGACUGCAAUACAUGUUUAUGUCAGGGUGGUCAAUGGAUAUGUACAAAAGAAAUUUGUCCUGCGUUAUGUUCUGUAACUGGUGAUGCUCAUUAUACUACUUUCGAUGGUAAACGCUAUGAUUUUAAAGGAACCUGCUCCUACUACCUAGUUUACAAUGACAACUUUACUGUUGAAGAAGACAACUUAGCCUGCACAGGAGACUUGACUGCUCAUGGCUUCCGAAGACAAAACGGAAACUUCUUCUCUUGCAUGAAAUCUGUAAACAUACGCUCCCCGGAGGGCACUGUUGUAAAGCUAAAACAAAACUUAGAGGUUAUAGUAAAUGGAGAAGACAUCAAUUUCUUACCGCUCUCUGCCCCUGGUAUCUUUGUAACUCGUAUCUCUGGUCAGUAUAUCCAGGCUAAGCUUUCUAAUGGACUUUCCGUAUAUUGGGAUGGGAAACGACGAAUUUAUAUUGAAGCUCCCUCUGCACUUUAUGGCCGAACUAAAGGGUUUUGUGGUACUUUCAACCGUAAUCAAGCUGACGACUUUUUAACACGAGAGGGAGAUAAAGAAACAAAUCCUGUCGACUUUGGGAACAAGUGGAAGGUGAAAGAAAAAUGCCCGGAUGCGUUUCUUGGAGACGAAACAACGUCCCCUUGUGAUGGAAAUCAAGAGAGGCAAGCGAUUGGAGAAACUCUGUGUAAUCAGAUGAUGGAAAGCAUUUUUAAAUCCUGUCACCAGCAUGUCGCUGUUGCUCCAUAUUAUGAAAUGUGUUUGUAUGAUGUCUGUGCUUGUGAAGAAGGACUAGAAAGCUGCGCAUGCUCAGCUAUAGCACAUUACGCCGAAGCAUGCAGCCGACAAAAAAUACUCGUGAACUGGAGACCUCACAUGCCAGAGUGUGGGGUCCACUGUACGGGAGGGCAGAUUUAUCAACCGUGUGGACGAAGUUGUGAAUACACCUGCUCUCAGAUAGCCAUCCAGACAGAGUGUACUGACCGCUGUGUGGAGGGCUGUGCCUGUCCACAAGGGAUGACUUUAGAUGCUAACGGUAUUUGUACGUCUCUAUCUUCUUGUCCAUGUGUCCACAAUGGUAGAGAAUACACACCUGGAUUCCAACAGCUGAGGGGUGGACGGAUGUGUGAAUGUGUUGGUGGACGUUGGGAUUGUAGACCGGCUACACCAAAUGAAUUGCUAUUGACACCUGCUCCACAGAUUGAGCAACCAUUAUGUUCAGCAGCUGAUCACAAACAAUUUACAGACUGCCUCACAGACUGUCCAGUCACCUGCGCCAACAUGCAUAACCCACCAAAAUGUUCUAUGGCAAUCUGUAAACCUGGAUGCAGAUGUGAUGAUGGAUACGUUCUAGACUCCAAAAGUGGAAUCUGCUUGCGUGCAGAACAAUGUCCAUGCCAUCAUGGUGGACGUAGCUACGGCAACGGGGAUAUAGUAAAGGUGGAUUGUAAUACAUGCAUCUGUGAGGCUGGAACCUGGAAAUGUGAAGACAACGAAUGUAAAGGCGUCUGUACCGCGUGGGGAGAUUCUCAUUACAGGACUUUUGAUGACAAAAUCUACGACUUCCACGGCGAUUGCGACUACGUUCUUGCCAAGGCUAGAAUAGACGGGUCAGAAUCUUUUUCUGUUGUUGUACAAAACGUUCCUUGCGGUACUUUGGGCGUUACCUGUAGCAAAGGCAUUGUAUUUGCAGUUGGGGAGGAAAGCGUCACGUUAUCGCACGAUCAGCGAGUUCCAGUAUUACCACCAGUUUCAAAGUUUGAGAUCCGAGAAAUAGGACUAUUUGUUUACGUCAAAAGUGACGUAGGAAUAUCGGUACUGUGGGACAAGGGCACUCGAGUUUAUAUUCGAGCUGAUCCUGUGUGGAAAGGUAAGCUUAAAGGUUUAUGUGGAGACUUUAAUGACGAUGCUAGUGAUGACUUUAAGUUGCCCUCUGGUGGUGUCCCAGUGGCUAAUCCAGUAGAAUUUGGAGACAGUUGGAAAGUUUUCGAGUAUUGUCCUAAAUCGAAGCAACCCGAAGAUUCAUGCAUACGACGACCUCAACGAAGAAACUGGGCUUUAAAGAAGUGUGGAAUAUUGAAAUCGCCAAUAUUUCAACCCUGCCAUAGUAAAGUGCCCCUGGAGCCCUAUUAUCGCAGGUGUGUCUUCGAUACAUGCGCGUGCGAUACUGGGGGAGACUGUGAGUGCAUGUGCACAUCUAUUGCAGCCUACGCCCACGAGUGCACCUUCCAAGGUGUUAUGGUGCUCUGGCGGUCACAGGAGCUGUGUCCUAUCCAAUGCGACGAAAGCUGCGAUCACUAUAGUGGCUGCGUGUCUGUGUGUCCCAAAAAGACGUGUGACAACAGGGAGGAGUUCAAGAACUUGUCCAGAAACUGUGCUUCUGAGCCAUGCGUGGAAGGAUGUGCUCCCAAACCCUGCCCUCCUGGUCAAGUUCUCAAAAGUAAUCAAGAACACAUAUGUAUUCCAGAGGCUAAAUGUGAGAAACGUUCGUGUUCCGUUGGUGGACACAUGUACAAAGAUGGACAAAGGAUCGUGGACCCAUCUGUUGGAGACCAAUGCCAGUCGUGCUAUUGCCGAGAUGGAAAGGUUGAAUGUAAAGGAAAGCCUUGUCUCCCAACAAGAACUCUUCCUCCAACAACAAGCACACUUACUCCAGAGAUCGAGACAAUGAUGAUCCAGGUACAACAGUGCGACUUUUCAGGAUGGACACCAUGGAUGAACAGUAUCAUGCCUACUUACAAAAACGGAGGAGACUUUGAAAAACUGAGUACAACUUCACGAUUACGUAUAGUUUACCGUGACUUCUGCCCGAUUGUGAAUAUGACUGCUAUUCAGUGCCGAGUUGCAGGAACUUUGCAAUCAUAUCAGGAAGGUGGUCAAAAAGUGUCAUGUUCUUUACCAUCAGGAUUAAUUUGCUUAAACAAAAACCAGGAAGGUGCUCAGCUAUGUUUGGAUUAUGAAAUUCGAGUUUUCUGUGAUUGUGGACACUUGGUGCCAACUACUUUACCUUCCUCUUCGACAACAGUUAGUGUAAUAACACCCAGAGAAUUGAAAACCACUAGCACAUUAGCACCACCAGUUCCAGAAACUACUACCAGUUCAGCUGUACCAGUGGUACCACAAGUUACCACCACCCUAGCUCCACCCAUACCAGUGGUACCACAAGUUACCACCACCCUAGCUCCACCCAUACCAGAGACCACCACCACCACAGCUGCACCACCAGUGCCAGAAACUACUUCCAGUUCAGCUGUACCAGUGGUACCACAAGUUACCACCACCAUAGCACCACCCAUACCAGAGACCACCACCAGCACAGCUGCACCUCCAGUACCAGAAACAACCGAAGCAACAGCGCCACCAGUGGUAGAAAUCAUAACUUCCACUGUUUCUACACCAUUCCCUUGCAGUCCCGAUCAACACGGUUGGACAGAUUGGAUGAACAGUGAUGAUCCUACAGUUAACCCAGAUGGAGACAUGGAGACGUACAAUAAUUUACGACAACAAUAUGAUUUCUGCUAUCCACCGUUUCUGACUUCGGUUGAAUGUAAAGUGGCUGGAGAAACGACUUCAUUUAAUCAAGCGGGACAAAACGGCAUCACUUGUGACGUAAAUCGCGGUCUACAAUGUUUGCACUCGUUACAGGCACCAGGUCAUUCUUGUAAAGACUACGAAGUAAGAUUUUUCUGCAAUUGUCUUAACAUCACUACAACGACAUUAGCUCCAGAAACAUCAACCGCUCCAGCUUUUCCAUCAACUAAGAUCUCAAGCAUCCAGUGCCAUGAUGCUGAUUUUGAUCAAGACUUCACUGAGACUGGGGAGCUAGGACUUGCUUGUAGUGUAAAUAAGGGAUUUGUUUGCUCAAACGCUGAACAGCCUGAUGGAAUCUGUAAGGAUUACAAGAUUCGCUACUUCUGCUCUUGUGCAUCUUGUAAUGAAUAUAUAGACUUGGUUGGUGGGUCUUUACCCGAUUCAUUCUUCAGAGCUUCAAGUAGCCUCACUUCAGAAACUGGUCCACAGGCAGCUGUAAUGUUAGAAACCAUUGAACCGAGGGCAUGGACAGCAAGUGAAUUGAAUACUGACCAGUUCAUAGAAGUUAAUCUGGGAUACCCACAGGUUGUUUAUGGUGUAGUAACACAAGGGAAGGUGGGAUCUGAAGAAUGGGUGACAUCUUACACAGUUUUGUACAGCAGUAGUGAUGGAGAAUUAUUUAAAUACAUAGAAAACCCAGAUGGUACUCCAAAGCCUGGUGCAGUUAUUGAACAUGAGUGUGAAAAAUGUCAGUGCUUAAACAAUUCUCUUGUUUGCUACACAAUACACGGCUGUGGUGCAAAGAUGUUACUGACUCCUCCCUCAUUAAUUGAAACAAAAUCAAGACCAGUUCCCGAAAAUCCUACUCCUAUUAUUCAGGAUGAUUGUUGGACAUCGUGGAUUAAUCUGGAUGAUCCAAAAUCUGGAGGAGGAGACUUUGAAGAUAUGGCAACAAUUCGAGCCCACUAUAGCUUCUGUCCUGUCCCUGCUUUUAUAGAGUGUAGGGCAGUAAUAAAUAAAGAAGAUGCACAAGUCAUUGGACAAACAGUAGAAUGUGAUAAAAAGAAAGGAUUACAUUGCUGGAAUAACGUUAAUGGAAUUAAUGGAUGCUCGGACUAUGAAGUCAGAUUCUUCUGUCCAUGUGAAGCAUCUACAACACCACUCCAUCCUGGCAUCACCACUGUAUCUUCUACAGCCAAAACUACACCUGUUCCAGCCAUUUGUCAACCAGGCUGGACACCUUGGUUUAAUGGACACACACCCGACAGUAGUGGAGACUAUGAAACCAUGCAAACUCUAAGAGAUCAAGGUUAUAUAUUUUGUUCCGGUGAAGAAGUAACUGCUGUUGAAUGCCAGCAGGUAAAAACAACUCCUAAAACUCCACAGAAAGCCACCCACACUGACAGAGAUGUGGUUUGUGAUGUGCAACAUGGCUUGAUAUGCAAAAACAAAAAUCAAGUGAAGGGAAAUAAGUGUGAUGAUUAUGAAAUUAGGUUUCUUUGUGAUUGCUUAGAAGGAUCUACUCAGAGUACAGUAGCUUUAACAAAUGCUACCACUACUAUUUCUGGUAUAGUCUCUUUCAUCCCAUUCUCCAGUACUUUGCCACCAGCACCAGUCAACACUACUGCUGCUCCAGUGAGCAAACUAUCAACUCCUGCUGCCCCAAGUACUGUACAGCCACGUUGUGCUUACUGGUCUGACUGGAUCAACUUAGACAGCCCCUUGAAAAGUGGUUAUUUAGGAGAUAAAGAAACAACUUUACCUGAAACAUUGAGAGCAAAAGGAUUUUGUUCUGAGGUCCACAGUUCCGACCCUAUAAAGCCCUCAACUCCAACUUCUGUUGCACCAGUAACACCAACAUCACCAUGUCCUCCAGGAGUUGAUUGGGACUUCUGUGCUUUUCGCUGUGAACAAACCUGUAUCUCCUUCCUUAAGCAGCUCAACUCCCAUGGUGAGUGUAAAGCUGUAAGAUCAAAUGAACAAGAAGAUUGUGUAGCAGGCUGUAAACAUGUCUUCUGUCAACCACCUUAUCUCUGGAGAGAUGAAUACACCUGUGUUCUUCCACAGGAGUGCACAUGUGUUUUGGAUGAUGGCACAGUAGUUUCUGUGUUUUCAGGAAACUAUGACAGUUCUAAUAAGGUGGAACAAAUAUUUCCAAAUCCUAUCAAAGCAAAGACUUUGAGAAUUCAACCCAAAACAUGGAAGGGGCAGAUAUCACUAAGAUUUGGUGUUUUAGGCUGUUAUGAAGAACUUACAUCAGUCACAUCUGUGAAACCCAAAGAAGUCUGCUUGGAUCCAAUGGGCCUAGAAGAUGGAAUGUUAGCUGAUUCUCAAAUCACUGCUUCAUCCAGUCAUGAUACAAAACACAAACCAGAAAAUGCCAGACUUGGGGGUGAAUCUUGGAUGGCAGCUGUAUCUGAUGAUAAACAGUACUUACAGGUUGAUUUCUUGGAGCCACGUAAUGUUACAGCAGUCAUAACACAAGGUCGUGAUGGAGUGCCCCAGUGGGUGACAUCCUUCAUGGUUCAGUACAGUAAUAAUGGGAAGACAUGGAAUACCAUUACUGAUAUGACUGGAGAAAACAAGGUAUUCCCAGGAAACUUUGACAGCAACAGCAAAGUAACAAACUAUUUUCCAAGCACUAUUAGAACCAGGUAUUUGCGUAUCUUACCAGUUAACUGGAAAAAUUGGAUCAGCAUGCAGUUAGAAGUGUUGGGAUGUUUCCAUCCUUAUCCCACCACAACCACUACCAUUACUACUCCAAUGAUAAUCACAAGAGUGCCUGAACUUGUGAAAGAAUUUACCAUGUCUACCACCAUUACCAUUGUCUCAGAGUGCUCUGAUCCCAUGGGUUUAGAAAAUGGAAUGUUGUCAGAUGAUAUGAUCUCAGUGUCAUCAGCAAUUGCUAACAGUGGCCCAUCCCAAGUAAGGCUCGAUACUGUUGCUGACAAUGGUAAAGCAGGUGGCUGGGUUGCUGAAACAAGUGAUGAAAACCAGUAUCUGCAAAUUGAUUUUAGAACUCCUCGUACCAUCACAGGCAUCAUCACACAAGGUCGUGAUGAUGCUGAUGAAUGGGUGACUUCAUUCAUGAUGCUGGUCAGUAAUGAUACUGAAGCAUGGUUUCCAUUAUAUGGAAAGGAUGGUAAAGAGGAGAUCAUGGGUAACACUGAUAGAAACACCCCAGUUAUUCAUCACUUUCAAGUGCCUGCUUCCUCGAGAUAUGUUAGAAUUGUGCCCCUCAAUUGGCAUGAGAGGAUCGGCAUGAGAAUGGAAUUAGUUGGAUGCUACCACCCAUAUGAACAUCAUGCUACUGUCCCACCUCUGAUUGAUACUGGAACACCACCUGUACCUACUACAACAACUGAAGCCUGUGUUGAAUAUGGACCUUGGAUGAGCUUAUCGGUACCUAAACCCAGUGAAUUAGGUGAUAUUGAACCAAUAGAUGAAAUCAUUACUGCUACUGGCCUGUGUAGUAAUCCUGUAGGAAUUGAAUGUAGAGAGUACUCUACUGGUAGGAACUAUCGUAACAGUGGACAGAAGGUUUCCUGCGACCUUACUUGGGGCUUAAAAUGUCUUCAUGAAGAACAGAAAGAUGGGCUUUGUUUGAAUUAUGAGGCUCGAAUCAAGUGUUGGAGUUGUGGUACUGUUUCAACAUCUCCAACAACUAAGGCUCCACCUGUACUGUUAUGCCCUGAACUAACAGAAGCAAUGGCAAAAAAAUGUCCACUGAGCUGUCAAGAAGGACUAGUUUGUAAUGGUACAGCUUGUAUUGACCCUGUAGAUUGUGUCUGUGUUCAUAAAGAUAAAAUCUAUAGUCAAAGUGAUAUAAUAGAAACUUCAGACUGCCAAGAAUGCUUGUGUGUGAUUGGUGGACGAUCAAGCUGCUCACCAAAAGUUUGCCAACCAUGUCAACCCGGUCAAAAGUCAUCUCUUUUGGCCAAUUGUUCCUGUAUCUGUGAGGGUUGCCCAGAAAAUACGAUUCUCUGUCCAACUAGUGGAGAAUGCAUCCCUGAGAACCGGUGGUGUGAUAAUGUGAUUGACUGUCCAGACGAUGAAAAGAAUUGCAUAACAGUAGCACCUACAACAACAACAACAACUUGUCCACCUCCUGUUAUGGUCACUUGUCUUGAAGGGUAUACUGCGUCAAUAACAAAGCCAAGUGGUUCUUCCUGUAUAGAAUAUAAUUGUGUACCCAUCUCAACCACUGAGGCUACAACAGCUACUCUGUGGAUGACACCAACUCCAGUUCCAGAAGAAAAUGCAACCUGUGAGUUGAUCAACAAUCAUCUUCGAACGUUGGAUGGGCAAGAACUAGUAUAUGAUAUCUGUGAUCAUGUAGUGCUUCAAGACAUUCUCAACAAGGAAUUCAAUAUUACAAUCCACAAAGACUGUGAAUUAGGUAAUCCAAAGGACUGUAAGAAACGCCUAGAAAUCCACCAGGAUAAAGAUGUUGUCAAGUUAGAUUCUGAUCUGAAUGUUGAGCUAAAUGGUCAUUACUACACAGCUAGCCAGCUCACCAAACUUAAUCGUCACAGUACUAAUUAUACUCUACACCUUAUUGGUGACUUGGUGGUAUUUCGGUCACUGGUGAAUGAUUUUAGUAUCACAUGGGAUAAAAGGAUGAAUUUAAAAGUUGGGGCAUCCAAAGGAAUGAUGUACCAAGUUGCUGGCCUCUGUGGGUUGUUCAAUGGUGAGAAGGGAGAUGACAAGCAAAGACCUGAUGGAAAACUAGCAAACACUGGUGAGGAGUUUGGUGACAGCUGGUCAUCUGGAAUGAAGGAUCGUUGCACUCCCCAGACUUGCCCUGUAGACAUAAUGACAGAAGCUAUGGAAACAUGUAACCUGCUGAUGGAGAGACCAUUUGAUGAAUGCCAGAAAGUUGUUUCAGUUGAGAGACAUGUUCAGGCUUGUUUAAGCAGUUUAUGUGAGUGUCUUCAAAAAUCGAACACAUCAACAGAAGACUGUAAGUGUGAUGCCUACCUGCCUCUAGUUCAAGCCUGUGAAACCAAGCUCGCACGUCCAUUACAAGGGUGGAGACUUAAGCAUGGAUGUGUUCCAACUUGUCCACCUGGUAUGGAAUGGCAUGACUGUGGACCUUCUUGUGAUCUAAGUUGUGAAAAUCAGAACUAUGACCAAGAAGUUUGUAGAAAAGAGUGUGUCCCUGGCUGCUUCUGUCCUCCAGGUACUGUCAGAGAUGGAGAGACCUGUAAAGCCCUUGACCAAUGUUCUGACCAAAUUUGUCAAGGAUUUGGUGAUCCUCACUUCCAGACAUUUGAUGGAUGGUUCUUCCCUUUUCAGUCAACAGGAUUUUUUACUCUUGCUACUGAUAAAGCCAAAACAUUUGUAAUUGAAGGAACCACUGAGAUGUGUAGCAUUGAUUCUGAUGUCACUUGUAUCACAGCAUUGAGUGUUACUUACAAGAAACACACUGUGAUUGUUCGGAAAGGCGAAAGAGUUAGACUUGAUGGACAACCUUUUUCAUGGGAUGAGCUACCAAAGAAUGCUGGUGGAAUGACUGUUGUUGGAUUUCCUGGUCAAACUAUUAUUGUGAUCAUUCCUGACCUCAGUAUCCAGGUCCGUUACUUUGAGAUGAAUGGUGGAUUCUCAAUUAUGGUACCUUCUCGAAGGUUCUUUGACAAAGUCGAUGGAUUAUGUGGUAAUUGUAAUUUCAAGCGUGAUGAUGAUAUGAAAACAAAAAAUGGAACAGUUGUAAGUGACACUGGAGAUUUUGUGUGUAGUUGGCUAAAUGAAGGAAACCUACAGGAAUGCAAAACAUCAUUUGAAAAACUGCCAAAUGUUACAGUCCCACCAUCUGUCUGCAAAGAACUGUGGAAUGAAGAGUUCCAGUCUUGUCAUCCUCUUGUAGCUCCAGAAAUGUAUAACCAAGCAUGUCGUUACGAUGUUUCUCAUGGAGGUGACAUGAAGACUUCUGUGUGUAAAGCUAUAAUGGAAUAUGCUCGGCAGUGCUGCCAGGCAGGUGAAACCAUUAAAGAUUGGGUUGAAAAAUAUGGCUGCAAUGUAACCUGUCCAGAUGGUAUGGAAUACUUUCAGUGUCAUGAUGCUUGUCCAGAAACUUGUGGUAAUACUACCAUGGGAAUGGAUUGUCAUGAGAUUAAGGUGGAUGGUUGUUUCUGCCCAGAAGGAAAAGCAUUACGUGGAGAUCAGUGUAUUCCUGCAGCUCAAUGUGAAACAUGCGAUGAAGAAGGGCAUUUGCCUGGAGAUACCUGGACAGAAGGGGCAUGUCAGCGGUGCCAUUGUACUUCUACUUAUAGAGUGGAAUGUUUGCAAGAACUGUGUGCUUCACCUCCAGUUUGCUAUAAAGAUGAAACAUUAAUCACUAUCCCUCCAGAAAAUGGAACCUGUUGUCCCAAAUUUAUUUGUGAACCUAUUCAACCAACUGCAUGUCCUGCUCCUGUGGUGCCAGAGUGUUCACCUGGGCAGGUAGCCAAACUUUCUCGAACCAAAGAAGCAUCUGGUGUCUGUAACUCGUAUGAAUGUGAAUGUGACUCAGCAUUGUGUCCACCCGUUCGAUGGCCUGAUAGUCUAGAAGUUGGACAACACUCAGAACUGGUGCGAUCAGACUGUUGUAGUAAAGUUGUUGUCAUCUGUCGACCAGAAAUUUGUCCUGUAGCCCCAACCUGUGCUCCUGGGUUAGAUCUAAAGGAAGUAGAAGGCGAAUGUUGCCCUAUUUAUAGAUGCAAGCCACCUGAAGAUAUGUGUGUUUACAGCAAAAAGUAUGAAGUGAUUGGUGGAGAGGAGAUUUCUAUAGCUCCUGAGGAUCAGACAUUUUCGAAGUACAAGCCUGGAGAGGUGUGGAAAGAUGGACAUUGUCGUAACUGCACCUGUGAAGGAACUCCUGGUCAGUAUACUCCUCAGUGUGUGUUUGAACAGUGCCCCUCUGUGGAGAGCUUGCCAGAUGAUAAGGACUAUGUUCUGACCACUGUAAAUGUUCCCGGGCAGUGCUGUCCAACUGUAGUACGGCUGUUCUGUAAAGAUGCAGAUGGCAACGUCCAUGGAGUGGAUAGUGAAUGGCAAGACAAGAAUGACCCUUGCAAAUCAUACAGUUGUGAAUUGACUUCAACUGGUGAGAUGACAAAAGUGUCAAAGUCAAAAACUUGUCAGGAAUGCCCCAAGACCUCAGAAUACAUCCCUCCAAAAGCUAGUCUGCAACAGUGUUGUGGUAUUUGUCGACCAGUGGCUUGUGAAGAGGGAGAUAACUUACACAAAGUUGGAGAAAAAUGGAAUUCUACUGUGUUCCAGUGUUAUACUGCUGAGUGUGUGAGAGAAGGGGAAGGUGUGCGAACUCUUUAUCGAAGUCCCCGUUGUUCAGCUGUUCCUGAAAACUGUCCACAGGAUCAAGUUGUUUGGGAUGACAGUGGCUGUUGCCAGAAGUGUAACAUGACACCUAGUAUGUGCACACCUGCUGCAAUCCCUAUAGAAGAUACCAUUGAAUUUUUUGGUGACUUUGAUCCCAUUCAUGGUUUUUGUUUGAAUAAGAAACCAGUUUUUGGUCUUCUUGAAUGUGCCGGGAAAUGCAACUCACAUUCAUAUUUCUCUAUGGAUAAACAGUACUUCCAGAAUAAAUGCCAGUGUUGUCAAGCAGUGUCGUGGGAAGCUCGAGAAGUGGAUCUGCAGUGUAAAGAUGGCGAGACAGUAAAAAGAAAGUUCCAGCAACCUACAGAUUGUCAGUGCACUCCUUGUGCUGCAAGCAAAGAAGAUUAUAAUUCAUUGUCAUUGCAACAAAGGCAAAAUAAUCAACAGGGCCAGAACAACUGGGGUCAGAGUCAACAAGAACAAUUACCAUGGGGUCAGACUCAGCAAGGUCAGCAAGAGCAGUUACCAUGGGGUCAAACUCAGCAAGGUCAACAAGAGCAGUUACCAUGGGGUCAGACUCAACAAAGUCAGCAAGAGCAAUUACCAUGGGGUCAGACUCAACAAAGUCAGCAAGAGCAAUUACCAUGGGGUCAGACUCAGCAAGGUCAGCAAGAGCAGUUACCAUGGGGUCAGACUCAGCAAGGUCAGCAAGAGCAGUUACCAUGGGGUCAAACUCAACAAGGUCAACAAGAACAGUUACCAUGGGGUCAGACUCAACAGGGUCAACAAGAACAGUUACCAUGGGGCCAGACUCAACAGGGUCAACAACAGCAGUUACCAGGGAAUGAAGAAUUGGAACUUGGUAAAGAAGAACAACAGUUGAACCUAGAAGCACAGCAACAGAAAAAUUCACAAGUGGAACAAUCAGAAGUAUUAGAGCCAUGGCAAAAGCCAAAACAAAAGAAAUUUUCACUACCCAAAUUUGUGGGAAUGAAGGGUGGGAGGAAUAGAGGAGUAAAAGGUGGAAAUCAAGUGUUUGGACCACAUUGGCCAUGAACAAGAUCAUUACUUCAUGUAUCAAAUAUGGUUUUUUUCUUCCUACCAAUAUCUAAUUUUGAAGAAUCUUUCAACAGCUUUUUUUAGUGUUCCUGAAAAUUGUUUAUCGUAAAGUUUUUCAAAACAGCAUUCUUCAAUUACUUUUUAAACUGAACAAGGAACAAAAUAUUGUAUAUGGAAAUGUAGUUGAAUUAAAUAUAUUUCAUUGUUUGUUAUA
This is a messenger RNA of Limulus polyphemus (Atlantic horseshoe crab), 13715 nucleotides long. RefSeq names its product hemocytin-like. Gene Ontology annotation, molecular function: protein binding. Lineage: Eukaryota; Metazoa; Arthropoda; Merostomata; Xiphosura; Limulidae. The transcript has 71 exons. Bases 95 to 13498 code for a protein of 4467 amino acids. Gene Ontology annotation, cellular component: extracellular matrix. The record is from RefSeq and is a predicted model, not a curated record.